Molecule: messenger RNA, 4151 nt
Organism: Corvus hawaiiensis (hawaiian crow)
Lineage: Eukaryota; Metazoa; Chordata; Aves; Passeriformes; Corvidae
Gene: ATG14
Product: autophagy related 14
Exons: 10
Coding region: 1-1488 (495 amino acids)
Biological process (GO): cellular response to starvation; autophagosome assembly; mitophagy
Cellular component (GO): extrinsic component of phagophore assembly site membrane; phosphatidylinositol 3-kinase complex, class III; extrinsic component of omegasome membrane
Source: RefSeq, a predicted model, not a curated record
AUGGCGGCUCCCAGCGGCCGCCGGCCGCAGCCCGUGGGGCUGGGUGGGGGCAGCGGGGCCGCGGCCGGGCCCGGGCCCGGGGCUCUGCGGGGCGCCGAGGAGGACGCCGAGGGUCUCUACGUGGCGGUGGAGCGGUGUCCUCUCUGCAACACCACGCGCCGCCGCCUCACCUGCGCCAAGUGCGUCCAGAGCGGCGACUUCGUCUUCUUCGAUGGGCGCGACUCCGAGAGGUUUUCAGACAAGAAAGAAAGGCUGAUGCAUCUUAAAACCAAACAGAGAGAAUUCCAAAAACAUGUUUUGAAGGCCAUGGAAGGGAAAGAAAUAACUGAUCAGCUGAGGUGGAAAAUAAUGUCUUGCAAGAUGAGGAUUGAGCAGCUGAAACAGACCAUUUGCAAAGAAAAUGAUGAAAUGACAAGACACACGGAGGGGCUGCUGAGGAUUAAAGAGGAGAACCAGAAGCAUUAUCGCAGGGCUCAGAGGCAUCAGGAGAAGAAGGAGAAGAUCCAGAGGCACAACAGGAAGCUGGGAGACCUGGUGGAGAAAAAAACCUACGACCUGAAAUCCCAGUAUGAGCACUUGGCAAACCUCCGUCGGUCGCACAUCCUGGAGCUGACCUCGGUCAUCUUCCCCAUUGAAGAGGUGAAGACAAGCAUGAGGGACCCUGCAGAUGUGUCCUCAGAGAGUGACAAUGCCAUGACCUCCAGCACUGUGAGCAAGCUGGCAGAGGCACGGAGAACCACGUACCUGUCGGGGAGGUGGGUGUGUGACGACCACAACGGGGACACCAGCAUCAGCAUCACAGGGCCCUGGAUCAUCCUCCCCAACAACGGGGACUACUCAGCUUACUACAACUGGGUGGAGGAGAAGAAGACUACACAGGGGCCUGAUAUGGAACAUAAUAACCCUGCUCAUACCAUCAGUGCUGCAUUGUGCUAUGCAACUCAGCUCGUUAACACUUUGUCUCUCAUACUUGAUGUAAAUCUUCCCAAGAAGCUCUGCAACAGUGAAUUCUGUGGAGAGAAUCUCAGCAGACACAGGUUCACACGGGCAGUGAAGAAGCUGAAUGCUAAUAUCCUUCACCUCUGCUUCUCUCAGCAUGUAAAUUUAGAUCUGUUGCACCCCCUGCAUACCCUCAGGAACCUCAUGUACCUGGUCAGCCCAGACACUGAGAACUUGGGCAGGUCCGGCCCCUUCGAAAUCAGCGCUGACCUGGAAGACUCCAUGGAAUUUGUGGACCCCAGCGCGGCGGGCGAGACGGACGAGAGCGGCGACGAGCACGUGAGCGACGAGGAGACGGACCUGGGCACGGACUGGGAGAACCUGCCCAGCCCCAGGUUCUGUGACAUCCCCUCGCAGCAGGUGGAGAUGCUGCAGAGCCAGAGCACCCAGGUGUCCCAGCCCAUCGCCAGCAGCAGCGCGGGCGGGAUGAUCUCGUCCGCCGCCGCCUCGGUCACCUCGUGGCUCAAGGCCUACACCGGGCACCGCUAGCGGGCACACAGGAGCCGUGCCAGGGACCUCUCCCCGACUGUGCUGUAGUCAACCUUUACCUAUUCAGUUAAGUAGUGCCUGGAACUAAGGAAAGGUCAGACUUCCGUUUUGUAAACCGGAGAAAACCUUUUUAUUUACCCAAGAUGACUGUGACGGCCCCGUUUUGUAAAUUAGCUCCGUGCUCCCGACGGAUUCUGUGAGGGCACUUUGUGUCUUGGUUCUGUCUGCAUCGAGGAUUGUAAAAGGACCCAGCAACCUCCAGCUCUACUUUCUGAAGAAGAAACAGAUUUUGGAGUGUUUGGAUCGGGAUGUGAGCGCAGGGAAGGCUGCUCAGGGCGCGGUCUGGACAGUGGUGCAAAUGCAGUUCCCAAUUUCUUAACUCCUUACAGGGUUUUCCUUUGUGUGUGUGUGUGUGUGCGUUUUAAAUCUGUCUUGCAUAAUGCAAAAAUGCGUAUUUCUAAAUUUUUUUCAUUCAGGACAUGAAAAUUAUGCAUUUUUAACAUGUUUUCUAAUCUCUGUUGCCAUAUUUUUAAUACAAACAAUUAGCAUGGACAGGGAAUUCACAAAGCAAAUUGCUGUUGUUUUAGAUUUGGUUGUGGAUCUUUACCCAGUUUUGCCAUAGAAAACUGGCUUGUUUCAUGCUGUUUCCACUGGUAGGUGUAGAAGUUUUGUGUUGUGCUGUCUGAGGCACACAGGCUCUGUACUCUUACUACCAUACACCAAAGAAACACUGGACGUUCUCUUGCUAGACCCACAUUCGAUGCUGAUACAGAAUUGCACUGUUGCAAUAAUGCCCAUCAGUUACCACACCACAUUGCCACUUUUUAGCAUUAGAAACACCUCAUUUCAAGCCAGUUUGGUGAAGUCACACGCUCUCCACACUACAUGUGUUUUUAACCCUAUUUUAUUUUAUGUUCAUGGUGGGGUUUGUUGUUUACUCACUGCCAAGAAAUUGGUUUGGUUCCCCUGGUGCAACUGGCUCAGGCUCCUCCUGGAACCCCAGGAGGGUGGGUGCUGACAGGUGACUUGGUGAGCAAGGGCUCCUCCUCUCCCUCUGCCUUGCAGGACAGGGCCCUCCCGGGUGGUUUGCUCAGCAGAGCUUCCAACGUUUACAUUUAGAGCUGGGACAGUUCCCCCACAGGGUCAGCCCACGUCAGAGCCUCCUGCCCUCCUCCUCGAGGGAGAAUUUCUGCCACUGCCCUGCAGCUUGUGGGGACACAGCAAGGCUGUGGGGAGUGACACAGAGGCCACAUCCCUGCCUGAUCCCAGCUCCAGGGCUGGCUUUCCCAGCCUCCUCACGGGGUGUUUUGUGGUUAGCUCUGUUCCUCUCCAGCCCAGCCAGCGCUGCCUCUGUCCCCACCCAGGAGGGGUGGGAAGCCAGGUGUGGCAGUGCCACCCCUGUGCCCCAUGCCAGGGGCCCUGCUGAGUGUUGUGUCACCCACCCCUCCAUGGCAGCUGCUUCUCUUUAGCCCUGAGCUUGGGCAUCUGUUGUCAGUAGUUUCUUUUAAUUUUUCUUUUUAUCUUUUUUUUUUUUAAACCAAAGACCCUUAACUCCACGGCGUCAGACACCACCACCCUCACUGCUGCCGCUCCUCUGCUCUAAGAGUUGGGUUUGUUUUAGGAGAGCAGCCCAGGCCCCUGGACUGCUGCAGCCUGAUGGGGGCCAGUGCCCCCAGCCCCGCUGCCAGGCCGAGCCCGAGGGUUUGGGCUCUGUUGGCUCACGGCACUUUAUCACUCACAGCUCUGAGCAACCAGCACACGCCAGUAUUGGAAACUGGGCUCACAGCCCAGCCCCUUCUGCUUCCCCGUGUAUUUUGCACUGGACCCCACCAUCUAAAUACCUUUUUGUUGUUGUUUUUUAAUAGGCAUUUCAGUCCCUUUUUCAUUGCUGCCUUUGUGCUUUGAGCCCCGGAAGGUCAGGCCAUGACUCAGCUUCAUGCACUGUCACUGAACUUAGGGAAAGAAAACCCAACACAAUAACUUUUCUAGAAGCCAUAUACUUCCUAUCCAUGUUUUCCACAAUAAUUUAUUUGCAACCCUGUCAUACUCUGAGAGUGCACAAGGGCACCGUGAGGGUGUUCAGAUGCAUCAGGGUGGGGCUUUUCAUGGAAUGGGGUUUUUUUGUAACAGAACACAAGGUUGUGGUGGCUUUUUUAAAAGUGUUUUGCACAUGUGUACCUGAGGAAGAAUUGUGUGUGUCCAAACCUUGAGUGCAAUCACCAGGAUUCGUUUUCCAGGUUGUUUGGGGGGGGGUGGGGGAGGGAGGGCAGGAAUAUAUGUAAUUAUAGAUAUUUGAAGGCAGCCAGCUGAGAGUUUACACAACAUUUUGCGUAGCAUGAACACGGGAAUUUCAGUUCAGGCUGGGACUUCUGGUCAUGACCAGUGACCUGGGGUGGCCAAUUUGGGCUGCCAAGGAAGAGCCUGAUUUUGGGGGCCAGCCCUGUGCCGAAAAUCAGGUGCCUGUGCAGGGUCUCGGGUGGGACACCCAGGGGUGGCUUUGUCACCUGCGGAAACUCGCGGUCCCUCUCUCGCAACUUCCGGACUUAAGAUGUAACUAAACACAAAUGGUUUGGUUUGGUUUUUUGUUUUUUUUUUUUUUUUUUUCUUCUAAAUUUUAUUGUAUUAUUGCAAUAAAUCUUUAACAGUAAUUUUUUUAAAGUUGU